Molecule: messenger RNA, 1413 nt
Organism: Ogataea parapolymorpha DL-1
Lineage: Eukaryota; Fungi; Ascomycota; Pichiomycetes; Pichiales; Pichiaceae
Exons: 1
Coding region: 1-1413 (470 amino acids)
Biological process (GO): membrane protein proteolysis
Cellular component (GO): lumenal side of endoplasmic reticulum membrane; membrane; cytoplasmic side of endoplasmic reticulum membrane
Molecular function (GO): aspartic endopeptidase activity, intramembrane cleaving
Source: RefSeq, a predicted model, not a curated record
AUGGAGAAAUACAUUGAAUGGGGCCGAAGGUAUUCGCACAACCUAGCUAAUAAAUUUGCAUUCUACAUCUAUGACCAAUCAUACGUUAGCACGGCAUAUCUAUCCUAUGCCACGGUAAUUUUGAUAGCUGUCAUUUUAGUUUCUUUGGGGAGUUACAGUACUAUUGAGAGACCAAGAAACGCUAAAAUAGCCAACGAUAAACACCCCUUAUUUGAUCCAUCAGAUCGCGAUGAAACAUCAAUACCCGAAGCGGUGAUUGACGAGACUCAUGCCUUUGCCAUGCCAGUGCUGGCCGGUAUUGCUCUCAUAGGCUUGUAUUUUGCAAUACGAAAUUGGGAUAUCGAAAAAAUCACCAGAAUCUUAAACUGCUAUUUAAUCAUCUUGAGCGUCAAAGCGAACUCGUUCACGAUCUCCUAUCUGAUAAAAGUCACAGUACGCAAGAUUUGCCACCAAUUCGGUUUUGAUUCGCUACGAUUUGUCAAAAGAUAUGCCAUAACUAUAUCUCGGGAUGAUUUAUUUCACUCUGCAGGAGUGGAAGAAAACUUCCUACUUCCCGACUCCACAGAAGCCGAGGAAAUCAUCAAAAGUGAGAUGCUAUUGGAGUCACGUGUAGAUAUCAAGAAAGAAAAUCAACUGUUCAAUUUCUACUGUUCCACAGCGGACAUCUACGGAUGGUUCUUUGGAAUUGCUUUCUCCAUUGUGUUCGCUUUACUAGAUGGCAAAAACAACUGGAUAUUGAGCAACAUAUUUGGUGCUUCUUUCACGAUAUUUGGCCUUUCUGUGAGCAGAUUACCCAGCUUCAGGCCAGCAUUAAUCUUGCUGAUUCUCUUCUUCGUCUACGAUAUUUAUUUUGUCUUCGGAUCUGACGUCAUGGUUGAUGUUGCUACCAAAAUUGAUAUUCCUGUCAAAAUGCUUGUCCCUAGCAAGCUGUCCAGCGAGCAUAACGAGGUUCAGAUGUCAAUCUUGGGUCUGGGAGACAUGAUAGUGCCUGGCCUAUUCAUUUCGCUUUGUUUGAGGUAUGACCUAUAUAGAUAUCAUGAGCUGCAUCCCUGCACAGAGUUUCAUCACCUACAAAAAAUUGAUAAGCCAUACUUUUACAGUGCUCUGAUCGGUUAUACAAUAGGGCUGAUAUCCACCGUGACAGUAUUACAUGUUUUCAAUCGGGCACAGCCGGCACUACUAUAUCUGUGCCCAAGUAUUAUUUUAUCAACAAUAUCGACAGCCCUAUAUAGGGGUGAAUUGAAGGGUCUUUGGGAAUACAACGAGGAGGAGAGAACCACCGCGUUCGAACAGCCCAUUGAUUUUUUCUGUUCUCCAGAAACGCUUCUCCUGGCAGGGCCUUUAAUUUCUAGUGAUGAUGAAGAGGAGGACCACGAUUACAGUCCGGAAACAUUUUCAGACUCAGACUUUUAG